GAGUUUUCACAUAAAAAAAUAUUAAGCCACAAUAGCACAAAAUGCCUUGUUUAAGUCGCAAAUCAAUAGUGUUAGUAAUCUGCUGUAUACUGCUGUUAAACUGUGUCCAUAUCCAGGGUGUAGAGGGUUGUCCGGCAGAAGUGUGCAUAUGCAAAUGGAAGGGUGGCAAGCAGACCGUCGAAUGUGGUGGCCAAUCACUGCCCAAUAUACCCGAAGGCAUGGAUCCUGGCACACAAGUUUUGAAUUUUAGUGGCAAUGCCCUGCAGGUUUUGCAAAGUGAACGAUUUCUGCGCAUGGAUUUACUGAACUUGCAAAAAAUCUAUUUAUCCCGCAAUCAAUUGAUAAGAAUACACGAGAAAGCCUUUAGGGGUCUUACAAAUCUUGUUGAACUAGAUUUGUCUGAGAAUUCGCUGCAACAUAUACCCUCGGAAACCUUCCAGGACUAUAGUUCUUUAAUGAGACUUACGUUGAGUGGCAAUCCUAUAAGAGAAUUAAAAUCAGCUGCCUUUAGAUAUCUGUCAUUUCUCACCACCUUGGAAUUAAGUAACUGCCAAAUAGAGAGAAUAGAAAAUGAGGCCUUUGUGGGCAUGGAUAAUUUGGAAUGGCUGAGAUUAGAUGGUAAUCGCAUUAGCUAUAUACAAGGUAAUCAUAUACUGCCGAAAUCAUUGCAUGGUAUAAGCCUGCAAAGUAAUCGCUGGACCUGUGAUUGUCGUCUGCUGGAUCUGCACUCUUGGCUUAAUAACUACAAUACUCCCCAGACCGAAGAGCCUAAAUGUGUAGAACCUCCUCGUCUCAAGGGUCAAGUAAUAAAAUCUUUAAAACGUGAAGAAUUUGCCUGCCUGCCAGAAGUUUCCCCUCAGUCCACUUACACCGAAGUAUCGGAGGGUCGCAAUCUUACCAUCUCAUGUGUGGUGAGGGCCAUACCAGAACCCAAAGUAUUAUGGCUAUUCAAUGGUCAAGUUAUGUCCAAUGACAGCUUUGUGGAUAACAUGCAUAUGCUCUACUACAUAGAUGAGUCCUCAACUACGUCGGAGGAGAAAAGAAGUGAAAUUUUCAUUUAUAAUGUGGGUAUAGAGGACAAUGGCACUUUUUCGUGUGUGGGACAAAAUAUUGCAGGCACCACCUUUAGCAACUACACCAUCAGAGUCAUGAUCAAAGAACCUCCUGUAGUUAAUGAGGUGUCAUUUCCUCAAAACUACAUGAACUACAUAGUAGCCAGUUCAGCGGGUGGUGGUAUUAUUUUUGUUCUCAUUUUAGCUUUCAUAAUCAUACAAUGUAAAAAGCGUCAGACUCCAGUAAAGCGUAAAAAAUGUCCCUCCUCAGGUGUUACUUCUGUCAACGGCAAUAACACCUCUUCUUCAGAUGGUUCAUCCAAUAACGACAAUGGCCUUAUGAAAUGCUCUUCCAUUAUAAACGACAAUGAUAGCUUAAAUGGCAAUUCUGGUUUGAUGCUAGGUCAAUGUGAUACCUUAACACCUACUAAACUCUCCAAGGAGAAUGGUGUCAUCUUGGGCAAUCAAAUAAAGCAAAACAUAAUGCUGUACAAUCCUCUUGACAGUUCCACACAAACCUUACAAUUAAGUGUUAAUAUGGCACAGGCCUCAGCUUUAAAUUCUGGCACUCCAACACCACCGCCACAAUCUCUAAUGGUUAAUCCCGCCUUAAGCUCCACGCUGGCUUACUGUUCACCACCUUCAUCACUACGUAACUAUGCGGAAAAGAAUCCAGAUUUAGUUAAUGAUGCCGAGUCGGGCUAUAAGCAUAAACUAAAAACUUCAUCGUCCCUAGAUGCUGGUGGCUCGGAGUAUGACAGUCAAAGUGAUUGUCAAAAUCCUGUGCAGUAUGAUCAGUAUUAUCAGCUGUCGGCACCACAGUUCGGUUCACAAAUCCUAAGGCCUAAUGCGGCUGCUGCCAUGGCCUCGUCAAGGUUUGGUGGCAUGACAACAUUGCCCAGAGGAAUGCAGUUGAAAACAGUCAUGAAUUCAAUACCUACUCACCCAGUUGAUGUGCAUUUAAAUCCUGUUUGCUUUUUGGGUCAGGAUGGUUUUGCCUACGAUUAUACAAAUGCCCAUCUACAGCAAUCACCACAGCAGCCUCCGUCACAUCAUCACCUAAUGCAGCAACAAUCAUCGGCUCAACAACAACACCAGCAGCAGCAGCAACAACAACAACAGCAUGCAAAUAUGCAACAACAGCAGCAGCAACAAAAUUUCUAUCGUACCUUACCGCACAAUAGAGCUCACAAACAACAACAGUUCGCCAAUGCAAAUAACAAUAAUGGUAUGCGGUAUAGUUUGGAGGCAGAAUUUCUGCAACAACGUUCAGGAACACCCACAUCCUACGACAAAUACAACAUACCAAAUGUACGCUUCACUGCUGAGGGAUAUCCACAAACACAUUUAGUGCAGUAUCCCUCACCUCCGGAGGGCUACAAAAGUAAUACAGAUCAACAACAGCAACAGCAGCAAAUGCAUCAGCAGCAGCAACAACAAUGGCCACCUUGUCUGCCGGGCUAUCAUGCCCAGCCCAUGCACUAUACACCCACUAUAAUGGGUAUGUUAAGUCCACAACAACAGCAUCAGCAGCAACAACCACUUACCUCUAUAAAUACUACAACAACACCGUUAAAUACCAAUACAACCCCAGUAACAACUACGUCAUCAGCAUCAUCGCAAACCAAUAUGGAUGCACAAAGAAAAAGAUGUGCGGCAGCACAGGCUGAUUCUUCAACCAUACCCGAAUGUGAUGAAACGGAUAUAUCACCAACAACAUCAUCACUUACAGUUAGUGUAACACAACAACAACAACAGCAGCAACAGCAACAAUCUAAACAGGAAACAACAUCUUGUUCUCUUAACUCAACAGAGAAAAAUACUAAAAUACGACAUUUAAAUGGUCCACUAGCCGACAGUCCCGAUGAGGGCUAUGUGGGCGACAGCCAUGAAACGUCAGUGACGACAACAUCAUCAACUACAUCACAGGAAAUGUGACAACAGCCAUCACGUUUGCUUAAGGUAAAUGGUUCAAUAGGAUCUCCCCUGAACACCAACAUCAAUACUACUACUACUACCACCACCUCAAUAUUAUCAUCAUCAGCCUCACCUACCAACUCGAAUAGUUUUUCACAUAAUAAUAGUGCCACCACACCUGCCUCUAACCACCUGAAAGCAACAACGCUAACAUCCAGCAGAAAUGCAUCAAAUUCACUUUCUGACGAUUCAGUGGCGUUGUAAGAAUACUCUGUGUGUGUAUGUAUUAAAAGUUUUUAAUUUAUGUUUAAGGGUUUUCUUACAUUUUGUUUUUAUUUUUCUCUAUCUACUAUAUUAAAAUGAAAUGAAAAGAGAAGACAGGACAAGAAAUAAGUUGAAGUUUUAGUUAAUU
This is a messenger RNA of Calliphora vicina (urban bluebottle blowfly), 3381 nucleotides long. It is a transcript of the gene kek2, whose product is annotated as kekkon 2. Gene Ontology annotation, molecular function: protein binding. The coding region runs from base 42 to 2990 and encodes 982 amino acids. The transcript has a single exon. The record is from RefSeq and is a predicted model, not a curated record. Lineage: Eukaryota; Metazoa; Arthropoda; Insecta; Diptera; Calliphoridae.